Anthostomella pinea is the source of this 3249-nucleotide messenger RNA. Lineage: Eukaryota; Fungi; Ascomycota; Sordariomycetes; Xylariales; Xylariaceae. The record is from the annotation of a GenBank genome assembly.
AUGUCCGUCCGGAUGGAGCAGCACCGCCUGCCCAAGCGCAGUGCCAGCCAUGGCACCCUCAGGAGCAGCUAUUCGGCCCAAGGUCGACUCGUUGCUGUCGGCCCAUCCCCCUCACGCCCGCUUCACAAACCGCUGCGAAGCGUCGCCGAGAACUCUGUCUUGUUGCCUUCCCCAGGAGCCUUGGAAAGCAUGCUGAAGACGACCACCGAAACUGGAGACAUCGGCAUCUUCAGCAUCAAACCGGUGCCUCCCUCCCCACAGAGACGGAGCACUUUCUCCGAGAUUGGAAGACCAAACCCGCCGCCGCGCCGCUCUAUUGACGAGCUGUACCGCCAGGAUAUGGCCAAGAGGCCACCUUCAAACCGAGAUACCACCUCCGAGAACCUUUCCACGUACGGCACGGAAAGUCAGAAGUCGGGUACCAGUACACUGUCUCCCACAUCCACCGAUGAUAUUGGGCAGCGCUCCUACUCUAUGACAACCUGUGGGUCGAGAUAUUUGUCCCAUUACAAGUCCACCACCACGUUGCAAAGUCAAGGAAGUGGGAGCCACCUUCAACGUCCGCGAUCCCCUUUUCCCUACCCGACACGCCUGAAGCGCCCAGGUGUACGUCCAGCCUCUCCAGCACUGACGGAGAACGGACGAGUGGACUACAGUCGAAUGGUUGAAAUCGACCGCAUAUCCUACAGGACGAUGCACGGUCGCCUCAAGCCGUCGUAUCCUUCGAUGCCACGAAGGCCUCAUGUCCUGGGCUUACGAGCCAAUGCGAACCACUCGACUCCUUCACUGCCUAUUUCAGGCCCGCCGCCUAAUUUCCGUGGUCCUCUGCCUCCUCCAUCGAUUCGGACUCACUCGGCAGCCUCGAUGGCUUCCUGGAAUGCUCCACUUCGCGAGAGACUGCACGUGGAUAGUGCUGGCUCCAGGAGUUCUAGCUUGACCUCCCUGGCGAACAUGUACCAGCGUAUACCGCCUGUACAUAGACCCGGAUCGAGUGCUCUCUCAGCUCCCGCACCACGCUACUACGACUACACCGAAGAUUUCGAGAGCAAAACAACUCAGAUCACAACUCCUGCGCAGCCACUAGCGCCUGUCCCAACCCGAGCGCCAAACUGCCAACGCCCUCUUAUCCUGCAAGAGUCUGACGAUCACCUAGCUGCUGUCUUCGGAGAGGGCGAUUCGGCGUUCUUUGAUAUCGACAGCCAGGAGGUGGAGGAGCCAGAGGCGAAUCGGGUCUCGCAUCUUGUCACUUCGCGAUCUCAGAGUCAUGCCAACACACCAGACCAGCCGUCUUCACGACGAGGCUCGGGGUCUACGCGUUCCCGACAAUUGGCACCGGGCUAUGAGAACUCUGAGAUUAGUAGGAACAACACUCAAUGCAGUGAUAUCGACCUUCUACCGUCACAAGUCCGCAGAGACUCCAUAGACACAUUCAAUCCGAGCCUCGACUUAGAGUCAAGAGACAUGCCGGCGUACAACUAUACAGCCUAUCGAUUGACAGCCACGCCGAAAACCAAGGCCAACUCUCCAGAAAGGCAAGUGCAGGUGCUGGGUGGUCGAACUCCCACCAUUCGGAGUGAGCAAGGGGUCAUUUUAAGAGACGACGCUCAGGAUGAGGCAGUUUCUACAGAAGUGACCAUUGAAAACAGCAGGACUCAGAUCAACGAGGAAGCUGUAGUACCACACUCAGCCAACGACAAUGUCACACAGCUGCGUUCAUUAUCAGGAUCUGCCCAGGGGCUAUCAAAAACUUCUGAUCAACAGGUGAUUGUUGAUGACCACCGCAGAUCUGUCUUUACAGACCUUGCCAGCUUCAAGAACGACCAGGCUGGCUCUUCAUCCGACGAAAGUGAAAACUUGGCGGCAUCAAAGUCUGAUGAUCUUCCAAGCCCUGGCACGAUGGACACAUCUCCAGCUCACCCCAAAAUGGAAGCUUUGAAUGACACAGGGAUCAAAGAAGCGAAAUGUGCAGUGCAAGAACCGGCUGAUGAAGCAUCGGAAGCGGCAUUGAGACUGCGAUUCCGUCGCCACAGGAGGAACCAGGCUGUUUUACGAAUCAGCACCACUGGUUUGCCCAGAGAGGAUAACGAAGGCUUCCCACACUUGACUCCGUCAUAUUCAACAACACCUCUCAUAUCGCCGAAACCUAUCUCACCAACGCGUCAACUCAAGGUCAAGAACAGCAUACCCCAGCUCAUGAAGGCAUUGCCGCCUCUUCCUGGCGAUUCCGACUACAUCUCGCCACAAACGCCGACCGCCGCUGGCGAGGAAGACGAAUUCGCUGAGGUCCUUGCCCCAUUCAGCUUCCCCGACCCCGACCCGUUGGCACAGGGUCCGUUCAAGAACCCGAGUGCCGCACAGUCGGCGUCGAGCCUGCCACGUGUGCUGGCUCAAAGCACCCAGAAAGCUCUUCCAAAAUCUGGGCUAAAGCUGAAGACAUCCAAUAGCUCCGAAAAUCCGAGCUCCUCCGGUCGCAAGCAUCGAAGCACAGAUGUUGAACAUGGUUCGGUUCAUACCCCGGAUACUGAAGUGGAUGGCAACUCAGGCGACAGAGAUGCCCGAGUACGCGCUCGCAACCGACUGAAGCUAAAAUCCUCUCGAAGAACGGGGAUCCAAAGUCCUCCAACAGGUUCUUUCCGCCGCUACCCAGUCGCGAAAGCAUCUGAUGCUGUCACCGAACUUACAAGCCGCAAACCACAAGAUCUGUUCACCAAGCCAACCGAAAUGAACUCGAUGCUACGCCAAGUGAACCAUAAAUCAUCGCAGCUGCCUAAUGGAGAUACUCCUGCUUUCCGAGCCAGGACUGAGGAGAUCUUUCCGUACGAAGCAUCACACCAGUCUGAAGGACAAGUAUCUCUGGCGUCUACAAGCCAUACAAUGAGGACGUCUCGCCACAAAGGAUUCCCAGCUAACAACAAUUCCGGUGUAAAACAUACUCGGGGUUUGAAAAUGCAUCUGUCGAACCUACGUUCAUUAUUGGCACUACGUCCGAGCACCUCACACGUCCCGACUACGGUUCCACACCGGCUUGCGACCGAUGUUCACAUCAAGACGAAUGAUAUAAAAGAAGAUCACGUUGGCUUGACAAAUGUCAGAAUUUCCAGUGGACCUUCGACUGUGAUUGAGGUGCUAUCGACAACCGGAAGCAUGCGUGCCCCAGUCGGCAGGCGGAUACGUGUGAAGCUCUCCAAAUGGGUGAAGGGCACGAGAAGGGCGGUACGAAAGCGCGUGAACAUGAGCCAUGGCGCCUGA